Tympanuchus pallidicinctus (lesser prairie-chicken) is the source of this 3266-nucleotide messenger RNA. Its product is annotated as hepatocyte cell adhesion molecule-like. Lineage: Eukaryota; Metazoa; Chordata; Aves; Galliformes; Phasianidae. The transcript has 12 exons. The record is from RefSeq and is a predicted model, not a curated record. Bases 331 to 1650 code for a protein of 439 amino acids.
CAGCUUCAGCACUGAGACUUUCUUGUUAAGCCAUAGCGAGCCGCUAUGCGGAACCCUAGGCAAGUCUUUGUGCCUGCUGAUGAAAACGCUCUGCUACGAUUGGAGGCAAACUAUCAGAGAGCUGGCCUGUGGGAAAAAGCACCGCCCUUGGAAACUGAACAGUAACGGCACAGUGAAAGCAGGGGAGUUUUAAGGGGAGCUGCAAGAAGAGAUGCUUCUCUGAACUAUGCUGGGGCCCAUGGAAGACAAAUGGAUGUUGCCAGGAGGUGGGAACACUAUUCCUAGAGAGCCCCACCAAGAGCACAUCGCUGCAGGAGGAGCUCAGACCCAAUGAAGGCCAGAAGGCACCCGCAGGUCUUGGCCAUGUCAAACACACACUACGUGUUGCUGCUUUUCCUGGGAUCCUGCCUUGGGGUGGAAAUCAUAGAAAGAAAACUUGCAGCAGAAGGAUCCUCUGUGAUGAUGCAUGCACCAGCAAUCAGCAAUACGAACAUCACAGAGUGGGAAUACAUAGAGGGCAACACACCCAAGUUCAUCUUGCAGUACUACGCCAACUCACAGUCUGCAGUCGUUUACACAGCAUACAGAGACAGAGUGGUUUUCUACCAAACAAAUGGCUCAAUUCUCCUGCAGCAGCUGCGGGAGGCAGACAGUGGCCUCUAUAAAGCAACAGUUGACCUGAUGCAGGACAGGGCUAGGACAACUAUCCUGGAAGUAAUCAAGCCUGUACCCCAGCCCAAACUCCUGAAGAGCUCAAACCUGAACAGCUCUCUCAUCAAGCUGAUCUGCCUGCUGCCCAAUGGAACCGUGGCUGCUGUCUCUUGGAAGAAGGAUGGACAUUCCCUUACCCCACAAAAUUAUUAUCAGCUCACUCAGAACUCCACUGAGUUGUGGAUAAGGAAGGGAGACAAGUCGAACUGCGGCUCCUACUCCUGCAACGUCAGCAAUGCCGUAAGCUGGGAAGAGGCAACCUUCAACCUCAUGAUGGCAGGUCUCUCGCCUCCUCUCCAAGUUGCACUGAGGACGACAGUGGCUGCACUGGCUCUCACUGUCAUCACUGCCAUCGGCUUUGUCAUCUGGCUCCUGCAGCCGGGGAAGCACAGACUUGGAAAAGAAGCACGGACAUGGCUAACUCUACCCAUCAAGGGGCUGCUGGGCAUCUCUUGUCUUCUCCUGUUUGUCACCUCUGUCAUCUGGAUGCAGGAAGAAGGUCCUUCUGCUGCCUUCAUCCUACAUGGGCUUUGCUUCCUUGCUGCAGUCAUGACUGUGGUGCUGAUCACCAUGAUCUCUCAGUGCAGACCAGAAGCACUCCCCCAGUGCCCAGCCCAGACCUGCCAUCAUGUCAUCCUGUGCAGUACAGCCAUGACACUGGCAGUCAACUUGUCAUUCUCCUGCCUCUUGCUCCACAACUUCCAGCAGGUCCAUGAGCGUGGCUGCUCAGAACCUGUCAGUGUGAUUGCCAGCUGCGUCCUUGCUGUCCUGGCAGCUCUCCUGCUGUUCUCCCUCUUCUAUUACAAGAAGAAGACGGAUGCCAGCAAACAGACCACAAGCACCCAAGGGAAAGAAGAAGAACGUGAACAGAACCAAGACAAGGAGAGCAAACAUUCCCUUCGCCAUCCUGGAGAUGACAUCACACAGGAGCCAGGCUAAAAAAAAGGAUGUAAGGCACCGCAAGCUCUGUCUGUUUUCCAGCAGAGUUUGGGGCAAAAAUUCAGCCAAAAUGUCAAAAAAAAAAAAAAAAAAAAGUUACACAUUCCAGACUUAGCUGUGGACAGUUCUGAGAAGUUCUGUUCAACUGUCCCAGCUGUGAUGUAUUGCUACUAUUUGUCAGAUAAGAGCAGUACUGGCCCAGCCAAUACCUUCUGGCUGCAGAAGAUUCCUGUCUGUUUUGCUUUUAGCACAGCUUCUGAGAAUUUCCACUUCCUGAACUGCUUUCUUGCUGUCUCCUUAUAUGGUGCCUUAUAGCUGUCGCUGCUGUGCUCUCAGGCCUCAAGUCUUUAUACGGCUUUUAAAGCAUUCCAGACCUCAAGUGCCCUGAGUUGAUUUCCAUUCCACUGAGCCAGCCUUGUCCCACCUUGUCCCACUGCUUAUCAGUGUGCAGUGGGCACUGUGGGCUGAUGCCAGGACAAGGCGAGGGCGCCGUGCAGUGCUGACACAAGUUAUGCCAAAUAACUGUGUGCCUUCUGUUACACUGGCUAAGGAUGGUUCUGUGAACAGUGAAAAAUAUGCAGAUUUGCCUUCAGUUUUGAAAAAGAAAUUUGAGAAUAGGCUUCAAGAUUGCAAAAAAAUUUAUCAACUUACGUUUGAAACUCCAGUUUCAGUCGACAUGAAUUCAUUAGCUGUGAAUUUUUAAAUGCAGUGCGUUGAGUUGUGAUCAGACAUUCAACUUAAAAAUCUGAUCAUGUCUCUUAACCAGAUUUUCAGAAGCCUUUUCUUACCAGAGAGAAAUACUCCUCAGUUCACAGUCAUGUCUUUUUUAUGUUACUGCUUGGUGAUACACACAUUUGUGAAAGAAUAUUGUCAAGAAGAGUCAAAAACUUCCUUGCAUGGGAAGAGUAAGAUUUAAUCUCUGAUGAACACUUUGAGAACUCACUAAGAAUUGCAACCACUGCCACUGAAGCAACCUGAUGCAUCAGUUUCACAAAAACAAGGUCAUAUAUCCCACUAAUUUUGUGGUUUUAUUGCUCACUUUUUUAAAAGAUGUUUUAAUUUUUAAUUUUUAAAAAGUAAAUUUUGUUACUUAUAUACAGUAGCUGUAUUAUUUACUUACUCUGACAACAAUGCCACCUAUUUUAUGAUGUUGGCCUGUGAUGUUAGAGGCAGAUGUUUGUAGGAUAGCAGUAGAAGCUGAACCUUCCCACCAGUAUUCUGUUACAUGUUGCUGUGUGACAGAUGGCAGGAGAGGGCAGUGUGACCAAAUGGUGUCUGACACGGAAGGGCAUAGGACCAAAGAUGUGGAAAAAAUGGUAACUAUUGACAUUCAGCACCUGGUAAACGUUUGUGGAGACCAAUCAGUGUAUGUGAGCACAGUAAGGAGGUGGGUGGUGCAUUGUGACAGUGCAGUGGGUCACCUCCACUGGUGUACAUUUUGACAAGCAGGGCAUGCAGGCUUUUGUUCAUUACUGGUAAAAAAGCAUAGCUAAUGGUGGUAACUAUGAUGAAAAAGAAUGCUUUCUAGCUGGUAAUUUUAUCUAUCAAAUAUUGCUUUUGUGCUCAGUUUAUCAGUUGCAGUUUCCAUGAAAAUACAUGAGAAGUACCUUUAGAUA